GCCCGGGCGCAGCGCCGAGAUCAGCUACGACAGCCAGCUGGGCGAGGAGCUCGCCACGACGGGCCUGCUGUCCGACUCCGCGAGCACGGCGUACCCCUCGCGGCCGAACACGGCGGGUUCCAGCAUGGCGUGCCUUGCCCGGACCAUGUCGCAGGCCUCGUCUUCGACCUACGCCUUCGACCAGUCCGCAGCAUUGCAAGGCAGAGCUGCGUCAUCCUCGUUCCAGGCUCAGGCUGGCGACGCGUCCCCGGCCGCGACCGUCGCCAGCUCCGUGGCGGCUACGCCGACGGCCGCG
Messenger RNA from Prorocentrum cordatum, 295 nucleotides. NCBI's taxonomy places the organism in Eukaryota, Dinophyceae, Prorocentrales, Prorocentraceae. The record is from the annotation of a GenBank genome assembly.